This is a messenger RNA of Haliotis rufescens (red abalone), 5637 nucleotides long. RefSeq lists its product as uncharacterized. NCBI's taxonomy places the organism in Eukaryota, Metazoa, Mollusca, Gastropoda, Lepetellida, Haliotidae. Gene Ontology annotation, biological process: regulation of apoptotic process. The transcript has 24 exons. Bases 773 to 4534 code for a protein of 1253 amino acids. Gene Ontology annotation, molecular function: zinc ion binding. The record is from RefSeq and is a predicted model, not a curated record.
CGACCAGCAAAGUCACAUACAUCAGCUAAACAAUCUCAAAAGAAACAUAAAAGUACCACCGAGCCAGCAGCGGGACCAUCCGGUGCGAUUAAUCUACUAUACAGCAGUGACAGUGAGGAUUCGCCAUGGUUGCGUGUGUCAUCACUUUCAGCCCGCUGAACUGGCCCAAUGCACAUCACUGUUUUUCGUACAAUGGGGGCAGUGCAUGUAUCAUGACUGUAACCACUUGGUGCACUUACAGUAUUGUUGUCCUGUGCGCGUGCUUCGGACGCAUGACACGUUUUAUUGCCCUUGCCAUGGUCUGCCAUGCAAACCAUCGGAAGAGUAGGACUGAAAGAGGACACAAACUUACCUGUAAAUAGUGUACAUAACUUUAUUGACAAGAUUCGUUUUGGAGUUGUGUGUUAAAUAACUAUGCUCUUCAACUGUUAUCAGCCGACACAGAAAUGCUGGUAGGUAUAGAUUCGAAUUCAUAAAAAAAUAUUACACAGUAACGGUACUGGGCUUUCGUACAUAGCGAUACAAUAAUCUACUACGUAAUCCACGAAUCAAGGUGACGUCACAUUUUGUGUGCACAUGAAUGGCUGAUGAAUGCAAAUGGCUUCGGUAAACAAACUUUUCAGUCACGAGUGGAAUUUUCGUCAUUUUCUCAUAGUUUAAUAGAUGAAUUAAAUGAUCAAUUUAUCUGAAGUGAGGGUUUCUACAGCAAACUGUUUCUGUGCCAUCAGACAGAUCGAUCCAGUGCUAUGGACAUCAGUUUAAAUACAAGGCAAUGGAAAGACUUGAGGAACAAGUUAAACAAAAAGACACAGACUAUGCUGAACUGGAAGAACAACGUAUAAAAGAAAGAGGGGAUCUCACAACACAGAUAGAAAAGAAAAAUGAGGAAGUUGAAGCUGUGAAAACAAAAUUGUCAAAGGCAAAUGAUGAGUUGCUACAGAUUCGAGCAAAAUGUGCAACAUUGGAGAAGAGACUACAAGAGGAAGAGAAGGCAUAUGAUGCUGUAUUGGGGGUUCCGAGGUCACAGUCCCUAGACAGGGUACAUGUAAGAGAGGAGGUCCUUGAAGCAGAUCUCCAUACACAGAAUAUACAGCUGGCAUUAAAAGAAGAAACCAGCGUGGUACAUGAAGAGCGGUGGCAUCAGCUUGGGGAGAUGAUCCGUCGCAUCACAGGUUCUGCUACAAGUCGAGAUGGAUCACAGGGACUCCAACCUGAACAGCUGACACCACAGGAUCUCCGACAUGAACAGCUGACAUCACAGGGACUCCGACCUGAACAGCUGACACCACAGGAUCUCCGACCUCAACAGCUGACACCACAGGAUCUCCGACCUCAACAGCUGACACCACAGGGACUCCAACCUGAACAGCUGACACCACAGGAUCUCCGACCUGAACAGCUGACAUCACAGGAUCUCCGACCUGAACAGCUGACAUCACAGGGACUCCGACCUGAACAGCUGACACCACAGGAUCUCCGACAUGAACAGCUGACACCACAGGAUCUCCGACCUCAACAGCUGACAUCACAGGGACUCCAACCUGAACAGCUGACACCACAGGAUCUCCGACAUGAACAGCUGACACCACAGGAAGUUUAUGAAGUUGUCACACGUUUCAUACUCGGAGCAUCCAUCAUUUCUGAGUCGCCUACACGUGGUUUAUACUUGAGAGGGUACUCAGGUGCAAUUCACAUCAUCAGCAAGAACAGAAGUGGCAUAUUCAUCAUCUAUACCAUCACGCACGCAUUACAUCUCAGGAUGGAUUUUCCCCAUAGUCUUAUCCUGCAGAAGAAUCACGUAUAUCUAAAGGAGAACCUUCAGGUCGACCCUGUGCUGGAUGCCUUGUACCAGGGCUGUGUCUUCACACAGGGAGACUAUGACAGGUGUAGACAAGCUGCACCAGAGAGACAAUGUGAACUGUUCCUGGAGAUUUUGAAGAAAAAAGGGGUUGAAGGCUACAGGACACUCUGUGCUGUCCUCGAUUCCACACAACCAUUUAUCAAGGAGAAACUUGAUAACACCUCAACUGAAGAAGGUAGUUCAGAUCUCGUCUAUAUCAACAAGGAAAAGCUGGAAGCUCACCACAAAAAACAACUUGCUGAAAAAGAUGGGCAAAUAGCUGACAUGCACUCUGCAAUGGAAAGACUUGAGGAACAAGUUAAACAAAAAGACACAGACCAUGCCGAACUUGAAGAACAACUGAUACAAGAAAGAGGGGAUCUCACAACACAGAUAGAAAAGAAGAAUGAGGAAGUUGAAGCUCUAAAAACAAAAUUGUCAAAGGCAAAUGAUGAAUUGCUGCAGAUUCGAGCAAAAUGUGAAACAUUGGAGAAGAGACUACAAGAGGAACAGGAGGCAUAUGAUGCUUUAUUGGGGGUUCCCAGGUCACAGUCCCCAGACAGGGUACAUGUUAGAGAGGAAGUCCAUCAAGCAGAAUCGACUGAGCGAAUGUGUCAGUUUUCAACUAAGUCCUGUUGUGAUGGGAGUCAGCUUUGCCUUCUUCCAUGCCUUCAUUCUGCAUGCAAGCCAUGCAUUGAUCACCAAGACACCCAAGCCAAGCAGAAUUGCAUACAGUGUCCCUCCUGUGGCUGUGAGUUCAACAUGGAGCAGACAGCAGUGGAUCAUGUCAGACGCAACGAAGCUGCCUAUACCGCUAACGUUGAUGGAGAGAAGAAAUGUAACUACAUCGAAGGAGAUCAUGAUGCAAAGGCUGUGAUGUACUGUCACGAAUGUGCUAGCCUGCUCUGUUCCGACUGUCAUAAAAUACACGAACCACUGAAACCGAAUCAAAACCACAGCGUGAUUGAGAUCAACCAGGCGGAGAAUAUCCCCAUGAAGCAGUGGAUGAAAGAACCUAACUGCAGAGACCAUCCUGACAACAAGCCGCAGCUGUAUGACCACACAUGUAAGCAGGCAAUCUGCCUUGUAUGUGAUCGAGGGGCCCACAAGGGUCACGAGAAUGAAGACUUGAAUCAUGCCUAUGUGGAAGCAAAGGGUCAGCUGCAGGAGCAGGUGCAGAAGCAACGACUUAAACUGAAAGAUAUCACAGUCAGAAUGAAAACUGUCAACAGUCACCAAAACGAACUGGGAAAUAAACAGAGAAAGCUGGAACAAGAUGCCACUACAGUCUUCCAAAGUGUUGCUGUACGGUUCCUUCACCGGCAGAGACAACUCAUGAAGGACAUUCAUGCGUGCCUUCAGGCCCCAAAUGAAAUGGUUAAAGAGAAGCUGGACACUUUACAUGACGUCCAUACUUCAAUAGUAUCAACGACAGACUACACCCAGAGAACACUUGAAUCCACAAGACAGGAGGAGCGCAUUACUCUCACCGGUGUACUACAGAAGAAAUCUGAUGAAAAUCUGAAGAGGAAGCUUCCAGAAGAUGACACACAAGACACGAGAGUCCUUCUUUCCUUUCAAGGACAGAAAGCCCUUAUGGAACUAAUCGACACAUUUGGUGGUCUUGCCUCCAGUCUUGACUUGGAUCAUAUUCCAGAUAAACAGCCUACUUUACAGGAUCUCCAUAAACAGAAUAAACACCUAGCAUUAAAAGAAGAAGAAACCAGUGCGGUACAUGAAGGGCGCUGGCAUCGGCUUGGGGAGAUGAUCCGUCGCAUCACAGGUUCUGAUACAAGUGGAGAUGGAUCACAGGGACUCCAACCUGAACAGCUGACACCACAGGAACGCCGACCUCAACAGCUGACAACACAGGAAGUUUAUGAAGUUGUCACACGUUUCAUACUCGGAGCAUCCAUCAUUUCUGAGUCGCCUACACGUGGUUUAUUAUUGAGAGGGUACUCAGGUGCAAUUCACAUCAUCAGCAAGAACAGAAGUGUCAUAUUCAUCACCUGCCCUAAACUCCAACUGGACGCUGUUCGAGCCAACACAGACGUGUGCCAUGUAACGACAGACGGUGAGCUGGUCAACUCGCUGCCCGACACACGGUCACGUGACAGGCGCAGGCUGCAGAAGUAUUUCGGCACGUGUACCUCCACCCCCAUCCCACUUGAUUCAUCCCCCUCCAGUGUCACCCCUUCCCCCAACACACCACGAUACUGGGAAACCUACUCCAGGGUGGGUGUGGUGAGGACAUUGUAUGGGAUGCCUGUCCUGGAGAUGGGUGUAGUGGAGGAGAGCCAGGUGGACAGUGGGUGGUAUGCUUGUCAACAGCGCCGCUCCUGGUGUGUCAGUGUAAGGAGCUGCACCACACACUUGGGGAGUAUCUGUACCAGGGUGUGGCAGCAGGGGGAGGAGGGGAAGUGUUACAGUAACACAAAGUCUUACACACCCGGCACACUGGCCACCCUCCACUAUGGAGUUGUGCUGGAUGUUGGGAGGGGUAGACUCGCCUUUAUCGACCUGGACAGGGAGGUUGUUUUGGCAAAAGCUAAUGUAGAGUUUCGUGAGGCUCUUCUCCCUGUGUUUGGUAUUAGUUCGCCAAUUGCCUUCACAGUAAACAUGAAGUUGAUUAGCGGGGAGGAGAUCGUCAUGACUGACACAAAAAGAUCACUCAUCAAUGAAGCCCUGGCCUAAGGAAUGAACUGAACAUGGCACUGUGUAAACUUGUAAACAUGACAUAUCUACUAAACUGUCAAAUACAAUACAAUAGUGAAGAGGAGGACGUAGAAGUAGCCUGUUCAUGUGUUGUUUGUUGUGUACGACCAUGUAACAAGGUUAGCUAAAGGUGUUGUUUUCCUACAUGACUGGUUUCUGUUGUGUAUUAGAAACAUUUUACAUCCAUACAUGAGUAUUGUUAUGAUUAUUAAUAUAUAGUACCUGAUCAGUUUAUGAACAUUUCACACAUUUCUGGGAAAUGUUACAACACGCAACUGAGUAAAACGUUUUACAAUCAUGGACACAUGGACAUAUUUCGCUUCCAAUCUGUAAAAUAACAAUUUUAAAUACCCACAUGAAUAGUGUUGAUUUGAAAUUGACAGAUACAUUACAUGGCGGUCCUGGUGUACAGCUGGGUAGUUAAGUUCACUGAAUUGUCUGUUUCUUUAUGACAAUGUGUCCUGCUGUGAGUGAGUAGAAUUUUGAAUCCCCAUACAAGUGUUUUUAUAGUAUUUUCAUUUGAUCUGCACGAAUAGUUUCAAAAGUACAUUCCUACAGUGCCCAUACAAUCCGAACACAGCUCUACUUUCAACAGAAUUGGUUUUAACAACUUGGCUCUCGAUACACAUUGAUAUGAGUUCUUAAAAAUGUAGGGUUUCUAAGAAUUGUUGUACUUGUGCAGCACUUGGUCUACAUCCAACAAUGAGGUUUGCAGAAAUGCACAAUACAAAAUGUCAAUCUUAGAUUACCUCGCCAUUUUAAACUUAGGCCAUGCUUGCUGCUGUCUCUGCCUUUUCUUUCUGUAUCGCUAUGAAAUAAUUUGAUAUGCAGUAACUACAUUCUAAACCCGUUGUCUCGAACUUCAAGGUGUCCAUCCUCUAGUAAAUGACCAGGUUUAACCAGGCGGAUAAAUUAUGUCGAUAAUGCCACAAUUCCUCUUUUGAGAACAACAUGUAUUCAGCACACGGUGGUGCCAAGUCGACUGGUCGAGUGUUCUGUAUGUUGAUAAAUGUACGUAUUUAUUUACUAUCAUUAUUUUAUCAUGUCAUAUUCCAGUGAUGUAAAUAAAAUGUAAACAGAUG